Messenger RNA from Dermacentor albipictus, 1426 nucleotides. Its product is annotated as alcohol dehydrogenase class-3-like. Gene Ontology annotation, biological process: formaldehyde catabolic process. Gene Ontology annotation, molecular function: S-(hydroxymethyl)glutathione dehydrogenase [NAD(P)+] activity; zinc ion binding. Lineage: Eukaryota; Metazoa; Arthropoda; Arachnida; Ixodida; Ixodidae. The record is from RefSeq and is a predicted model, not a curated record. Gene Ontology annotation, cellular component: cytosol.
UCCGCUGAGAGACUAUCGUCACGGAGGAGAAAAAUAAAAGAAGACGAAGGCUAAGUUGCUCAUUUUCCUCUGUGCGAAGCUCAAGCGACCGCUAAUACACCAGCCCAACCAUGUCUAUGGACCCAAUCGACGCCACGCAAGGCAUGCCCAUCUACUGCCGGGCGGCCGUUGCCUGGGAGCCCUCGGAGCCUCUCAGCAUCGAGACCGUCGAGGUGGGAGUGCCCAGACAGGGAGAAGUGCGCGUCAAGAUCCUGCACACCGGCACGUGCCACGCCGACUCGAACACCCUCGAAGGCCUGGACCCCGAGAGGGUUUUUCCUUGCAUCUUAGGCCACGAAGGCGCCGGCAUCGUCGAGAGCGUCGGGCCCAAAGUGACGCGCUUCAAGGCCGGGGACCACGUGAUCCCUCUGUCCACGCCUCAAUGUAAGGAGUGCCGUUACUGCAAGAACCCGCGCACCAACCUGUGUUCCAAGAUCAGGACCACCCAGGGCCGAGGCUUGAUGCCGGAUGGUACGACGCGGUUCAUGUGCCAGGGCCACCGCAUCUACCACUUCAUGGGCACCAGCACCUUCAGCGAGUACACCGUGGUCUCCGAGUACUCACUCUGCAAGAUCAACAUAGCGGCACCGCUGGACAAGGUGUGGCUUCUGGCCUGCGCCGUGUCACGCGGCUACGGCGCCGCUCUGAACGCGGCCAAGAUCACCAAGGAGAGCAAAGUGGGCAUCUGGGGGCUGGGAGCGGUCGGCCUCUCAGUCGCCAUGGGAGCCAAAGAGCGAGGCGCCAAGUCCAUCAUAGGCAUCGACAUCAACGAGUCCAAGUUCCAGCGAGCCAAGGAGUUCGGCUGUACCGAGUGCCUGAACCCAAACACGCUGUCAAAGGCCGUUGUGCAGCAUCUGGCCGAGAAGACGAACGGCGGGCUCGACUUCACAUUCGAGUGCAUCGGCAACGUCCACACUAUGAGGGAGGCUCUGGAGUCGACCCACGCGGGCUGGGGAGAGUCCAUCAUCCUUGGCGUGGCGCCUACAGACAAGUUGAUCGCCACGCCGCCUUCACAGCUCACCGCCGGCAGGACUUGGCGAGGAUGCGUCUUCGGAGGCUGGAAGACUGUUGACCAGGUGCCCCAGCUCGUGGACCUCUACCUGGACAAGAAGUUGAAGUUGGACGAGCUCAUAUCGCACAAGCUGCACCUGGAGAAAAUCAACGAUGCCUUCACGCUCAUGCAAGGCGGUCUUUCUAUUCGCACCGUCAUCAGUUUUUAAGUCCCCAGCAGGAAGUGAGGCCCAUCAGUCGCGACGACCGCUGUUCCACGCCAUGGUCGUCACAUUCAAGAGCAAACAUUCUUGUCUCAAGAGUUCUACCAGGCCAAGUUAAGAAUGUUUUCUUGGACAAUUCUGGCUGUCGCUAAUAAAGAGAAUGUGCCCACAAA